AACCGUGGGCAAGACUAGACUCUGUUGGGAUUGUCGGAGAGGUGAGAAGUUGUGGCGGUUAAAAAACCAGACAGGCGAGUCAAUGAUAUUUCUUUAUCUGGUCCACGUUGCUGCUACCUCGAGUACCGGAGCAAUGUCCUCUGUUCGCUGGUCCGUACGAGAUGGAUAUUGGCAUUGGUCGAACGUGCGAAGAGUGGCAUCCGAGUCCCGACGCCUUAUCAGCAAGGACGAAACAGGCAACGAUUCCCACGACUCCGCUCUGACGCCAUGAAGUACAUUGAUCAGCCAGCGCUCUCUCGUCUCGCCCAGUCUCUCACCCAUGAAGGUCCAGAGUGCUCUGUACAUACUCGGAUAGAGGUGUACAGCUGCAAGAACGUCAAGCGCGACAAGAAGCUGUUCCGGUCGCUCGAGAAUGCCUACAAGGACGAGGCAGCCCAUUCACCGCCAGUUCCCUCCUGGCUCUCUCUCGACGAGCCGGAGAUGACGCCUUUUGGGCCCAUCGACAAGCAUGCCUCACGGAAGACUCUUUAUCUUCUCAUUGCCACCCUCAACAUCGCAUUCCCUGACUACGAGUUCUCGGAUGUACGACCUGGGCAUUUCAACAAAGAGGAGAGCGGAGCAGCGGUACUUAACGCCCUCAGCACGACGCUGGUAUCACCACAUCGGGCUGGCGUCAGUGCACCGCGCACGUACUCUUCCUAUCCGCCCACGUCGUCCGACUUCUUCCCGGAGCCUAAACCCACGUCCUCGUCGCCGGUCAACAGCCUUCUCCAAAGCCCCUAUGCACCGCCUCCGAUAGAGUCUGGCACCCACCCUUUCAUUUACCGCCUCCUCGACGACGUGAUAGGCCUCUCCGAGUGCGAGGUCUUCUCGUACGUGCCCGAGAUAGAGGCUGAUCCCCACGCUAGCGACUUGAGCGACGACGACGAGUAUCCAGCCAGUGAUGAAGACGAGUCGACAGACGAAGAAGAGUUGUUCGAGUUUGACGACUACAAUGUUGACGAGGCCAAGUCGGCGCCUAUACCUAUGACGCCACGCAGUCGUUCGGAUGAUAGUUUCGAGUCUGGCCUGAGUUACCCCACGAGGAAGCGUCGUGGGGCGCUGUUGUGGUCCUCUCACUGGUUCUUUCUGAAUCGCAAGCAGAAACGUAUAUUGUUUAUCUCGGUGUGGGCGAGGACAAGAAGUACGGGAAAUUCGUGGACGGCUGGGGAGAAGACGGGCUACCAUAGGUGGUCGAGCUCGGUGGAUACUGGUUCGGAGAGAUUUUUGGGAUGGGAAGGAGCUUCAGGUGCAGGUGCCCGUGCUCUGGGGUUGACAACGUCUUUGUGAGCUUUUUUUUCUCUUGUAUGUGUGUAUAUCUAUGGGUUCAUGGUCAUUUUACUGUACAUUAUCUAUGUUGCUACUGUACUUGUAUAUUGCUACGAACCUUAUGAACCAGAAGGCUGAAUAGAUCAGACUUUGUUUAUUGCAGACUCGAUGCGCAUUCACAAGCUUCGUGGGAAUUUGCAAUAGAAGCAGG
Desarmillaria tabescens is the source of this 1519-nucleotide messenger RNA. RefSeq names its product Maf1 regulator-domain-containing protein. Lineage: Eukaryota; Fungi; Basidiomycota; Agaricomycetes; Agaricales; Physalacriaceae. Gene Ontology annotation, biological process: negative regulation of transcription by RNA polymerase III. Gene Ontology annotation, cellular component: nucleus. Bases 268 to 1329 code for a protein of 353 amino acids. The record is from RefSeq and is a predicted model, not a curated record. The transcript has a single exon. Gene Ontology annotation, molecular function: RNA polymerase III core binding.